AUGUCCACCUCACCCGCCAAGAAGGAAUUCCUCUGCAUCCUGCCCGACAAGCCCGGCGCGCAGGCCAAGCGUCUGGAAGUUCGCCCUCAGCAUCUCGAGGGCGUGAAACCCCACGUCGCAUCUGGCGCUAUCGUUGCUGGCGGCGCAAUGCUCAAUGCUCACCCCGCUGAAGGAGAGACUCCCUCUUUCAAGGGUAGUAUGAUGAUGGCUGUUGCGGAGAAUAAGGAGCAGGUUCUUGAGCUGUUGAGCAAGGAUAUUUACGUCACUUCUGGCGUGUGGGAUAUGGAGAAUGCGCAGAUUAUUCCGUUCAAGUCUGCUGUUCGGGAGGCUCUGUAG
Penicillium soppii is the source of this 336-nucleotide messenger RNA. RefSeq lists its product as uncharacterized. The transcript has 4 exons. The coding region runs from base 1 to 336 and encodes 111 amino acids. NCBI's taxonomy places the organism in Eukaryota, Fungi, Ascomycota, Eurotiomycetes, Eurotiales, Aspergillaceae. The record is from RefSeq and is a predicted model, not a curated record.